This is a messenger RNA of Juglans microcarpa x Juglans regia, 906 nucleotides long. RefSeq lists its product as uncharacterized. NCBI's taxonomy places the organism in Eukaryota, Viridiplantae, Streptophyta, Magnoliopsida, Fagales, Juglandaceae. The record is from RefSeq and is a predicted model, not a curated record. The coding region runs from base 1 to 906 and encodes 301 amino acids. The transcript has 2 exons. Gene Ontology annotation, molecular function: nucleic acid binding; RNA-DNA hybrid ribonuclease activity.
AUGACGGCAGCAGAUGGGUCUGCUCAGAGUGAGGAGGUCUGCUAUGAGACGAGGGGGAGCACAUCUCCUGAGAGAAAGGAUGCAGACCAGUGGAAGAAUGUGUGGGCUUUGGAAGUGCCGGGGGGCUACAAGCAUUUUGUUUGGAGUGCUUUAAAUAAUGCCCUUCCUACGAGGUCUAAUUUGUUAAAAAAGAAGGUUUGUGAAGAUCCUUGGUGUCCUAGUUGUAAAAGGGAGGAAGAGGAUGUGCAACAUGCUCUUUGGUGCUGUCCAGGGGCUGCUGAUGUUUGGGCUGUUGGUUGGAGUCCCAUAAGGAAGUGGCUGAACCAGUUCAUUGAUUUUUCCAGUUUGUGGGAGGAUUUGAGUAAUAGGCUAUCACCUGGAUGCUUGGUAAGAGUUGUUGCUAUUAUAAGGGGCAUUUGGAGAAGGAGGAAUACCUUUGUUUUUGAAGAUAAGUUUGCUAGUUCUAGUCAGGUGGUGAAAAUUGCUGUCGUGGGCUUGGAAGAGUUCCAGGAGGCUAAUGUAAAGGUGACUAGAAGGCUUUCUAAGGGAGUAGAGAGGAGGGAAGGAAGAGGAUGGCAAAAACCUUUGAGGGCUCUAUGUAAGCUUAACUUUGAUGCUACUGUUGAUGUGAAAAAUAGGAGGAUUGGCAUAGGUAUUAUUAUUAGAGACUGUCAUGGUGAUGUUCUGGUUGCUGUUUGUUUGAGGAAGGAUAAUCUGGUCUCUCCUUUCAUUGCUGAAUGCUUUGCAUUGAAAAUAUCUAUUGAGCUUUGCUUAGAGAUGGGAUUUGGGUCUAUCAUGAUGGAAGGGGAUGCAAAGGUGAUGAUUGAGGCAAUGCUCUCGAAGGAGUUGGAUGAAUCUGUACAUGGUCAGCUGAUUGAGGAUACAAAGAGGCUACUAGCACAAUGA